Molecule: messenger RNA, 14483 nt
Organism: Harpegnathos saltator (Jerdon's jumping ant)
Lineage: Eukaryota; Metazoa; Arthropoda; Insecta; Hymenoptera; Formicidae
Exons: 4
Coding region: 1967-13012 (3681 amino acids)
Biological process (GO): protein import; protein targeting; intracellular protein transport
Cellular component (GO): membrane
Molecular function (GO): ATP binding
Source: RefSeq, a predicted model, not a curated record
CUACAUCGUCAACAGAGUUCAAAUAAAAAAAGGCGCCCCCGCGCCCUGUCGCCUCCUGCCUGCCCCGUGGCGCUGCACGCGCUCUGUCGCACCCUGCGCCGCCACGCGCGCUGCAACUUCAUUGUGUUUUCUGUUCUUACAGAGUCAAGUGAGUUUAAGUUUCCGUGCUUAUUUUAUACUUUUCCAAUUUUCUCGACAUGACGAAGCAUCGGAAAGACCGAUCCCCACGUUCUUCACGAAAGAGCCAACGCAAGCAGGGGGAUCGGUCCUCUAGCAGGCGAUCAGGUUCUCGAUCACGCUCAAGAUCGCGAAUAAACCUCUCUCGCCGGUCGCCGCACCGACUUGAGAGAGAGUAUUCAGUGACACGUUCACCAUCUUGUGACCGAAUCCUACAAGCACUAAGCGAGUUUAUGGACUAUUGGAAGCAUCGGAAGUCCCCGGCACCCAGCGAGGUGUCGGAGGACGGGGAGAGACCAGCGAGUCUACCUCCGCCACUAGAUCACACGUUGUCCUCGGAGAAGUCCGGCGAGGCUUCUGCCGAGAUAUACGUAGAGCAGAGGGCCUUCAGGGGCCAGGAUGGCGAUCCAGGUAUGUCCCCGUAUUGGCUUAUCGCCACGAAUAGCGAUACAAAAGGGGACAUAAACAUCUGCUCUCUUUCCACCGCAUUUCCAGUACACUCUCCUUUGUUUUUAGGACAGGUCUCAUCUCCACCUAAUAAUGUUUCCUUCUCUACCCACCUGUUGCAGCUACUUGGUCGCAAAUUAUUUUAGACACGACCAGGUCAGAGGUCCGCACAGGUCUUAAAGAAGAAUUGCAUAACACCCUCCUUACUAAAUACGAGCUGAAAGAGGACCUGAGAUCCCUCGGCCCUCCUCGUGUAAAUAAGGAGAUCCUUCCUAACCUGAGUGAAACGGUUACUGUACGCGACAGGCAUCAUAUAAAGUUGCAGACUCAGGUGGGAGCUUCCCUCAACGCCUUUGGUGCUGGAAUUUCAGAGCUCUCAAAGCUUGAGUAUCUCCAGUCUUCACCGGAAGCUAGAGCUGCUAUAACCAAGAUCGCUGAGGGAAUACGUUUACUGGCGGACCACCAGUUUCGUUUAUCCCAGAUGAGACGGGCUUUCAUCGUGCCAUCUUUGAACUUUUUAGGUAAAACCGUCUCCGACUCAGCUCCUAUCGGCGAUUGCCUUUUUGGGAGCAACUUUGCCGAAGAGGUGAAUACGGCUCAAUCCGUUGAGAGAGUGAGAGUGGCUCGGAAAAUGGCGCAAAACCUCCUCCACCACUAGAGCCGUCAACUCGACGACCGCUCAAUCAAAUUCAGCAACCAAAAUCGCAGCCCCCUCCUCCUCGGAAGGAGCGCGGGCAGGGAAACGCGAAAACCCCUCUACGCAAGAUUCCUACGGCUCAUCACUCGAGGAGGGGUUUUCUUCAAGCGAGCCGAUUCAGGAGAUCAUCCUCCCGAUCGAGACAUCGACCCAACCAGUAGCUCCAGCAAAGUCAGCAGGCCGCCUAGUCUACUUUGCGGAUCGUUGGCGAACAAUUACGUCCGACUCCCAGACGCUUCCGAUCGCUACUCGCAGAUUCAUGGCGCACAUGACGUCUCACGCAAAGAAGUUAAUCGCUUAUCAGAUGCCGGCGAACGCCAGCUGCGGUCUGCUCUUUGCUUGUAGUAAUAUCUUUCGUCGAAUACAAACGAUAGCGAAAGUGAAUAGAUAAGGUGUUGCGGCAGGAAGUAUGAGAACUCCAACCUCGCACAAUUCCAACAGAUGCGUUAGCAAUUGUUAUCUCAUGUGAAAUGUCACGCCUAUAUAAGUGAUAAAGAAGCAGUACUGCCAAGUACAAUAAUUAGCAAUUUAGGGACAUAAGAUAUCCAAAUAUUACGCUUUAUCAGAUUUCUUACUAAAGAUAAUUUUUAGAAGACUUACAUAUCAAAAUACUAUAUAUAUAGCAAGAUUGCAAAAGAAGUCACAAUGGAAGUAACAGAUAUCCCAAAUCUAAUAAGAACACAUUUGUGGAACCAUAGAUAUCGCUUGGAGGAAAUAGAGAAUAUCAUUGAAAAAGAACAUAACGUUCAGCUGAAUACUGUCGAUCGUGCUUACAUAGAAGAUAAAUAUCUCAAGUGUUGCUUGGAGUACUGGAUAGAGGAGAUCGAUAGUUUUUUAAAAGAACAUUCAACUAAUGGUCACUUGAUAGAGAAACUUGAUAAAGAACUCAUUGCUUUGAAUAACAUCAAACAUUUUGUUAAAACACCGCCUCCAUUUAAUGACCUGAAUUAUUACAAACUUUUAAUGGAGCACAAAGAUCUUAUUGAACAACACAAAGAAGAAACCUUAAUGAAAUGUUUUAAAGAGAAAUGCCUGGAGCUUUCAAUGGCACACGGUAAUAUCCUAAUCGAGCAGGUUGACUUUCUCAAGACAUUGCUUGAAUUUUUAGCUAUGUUCGAAAAGUGCGACGAAUAUCCGGACAUGAUGAAGUUACAACACUUGUAUAAACCUGACAUAUCAAGCGAUAAAUUUUUUCAAAUAAUUAUGGACCUCAAUGUCGCUGAUUAUGAUGUAAAGCUUAAGCAAUUGCAAUACGCGACGCGGUCAUUAAUGGGGCAAAAACAUAUUGCUCUGAUGGAUAAAUAUCAAGAAAUUAUCGGAGCAUAUUUUAAACCGGUAACAUUAGAAAAGCUAACAACUGAUAAUCGAGUUGUCAUUGAAAUAAAAGGUGGAAAUUUUUAUCUAAGUGAUAUCAUUAAUGAUGUAAAUUCCCUUUUGUUACAUGACUCUUACAUAGAAGAAGUUCGUUUCAUGUGCUCUGGCAUCAUGUAUAUCAAUAAAAAUCUAGAGAACAGCAUGUGGCAUGGGAAAAAUAUCGUGGUAUAUGCUAAAGCAAUUGUAAUUCGUGACAAGUGUAAGUGGGAUAUUUCUGGAAAGUCCGUAGAUGCUACAAUAAUUAUGAAAGCGAAAACCGAUGACAACGGCGUGGGUGUAGACGGAGAGCAUGGAAAAGAUGGAGAAAACGGCGGAAACGUCUUCAUUCAUGCAGAUAACAUGUUACAUCCGCAGAUGCUGGAGAUUUGGUGCAACGGUGGAAAUGGUAGCGACGGUCAAAGAGGCGGAGACGGUAAGGACGGGAGAGACGGCACAGGAAUUUCUUAUGUAGAUUUCAUUACUAAAUUUCCAAGUAGUGGGAAACUUAUUAGUAAAUUCUCAAUUAGAAACAUGAGAACCAUAGUACGUAACAUUCAUUCCUUAGGACAAAUAAGACUAUCGUGGCUAAAUGGUAAAAAUCGUUCAAUAGAAGAUUUAAUAAAAUGUAAAAAAAGAUGCAAUAUAUAUCUAGAGGCUGUAACUGAAGAUGGUCAAGAAAUUUACUUUUCUUCUUCGUUCGAUGGCCAAACUUUCGUAUUAUAUAAAGGCUCUGCAGGACGUCCUGGAGGACGUGGAGGUGCGGCUGGUUUAGGUGGGCAAGGAGGAUAUCCCGGCAAAGUGAUCAGUGACCACAAUGGUAUUGUCAUAGUUUCCAAUUCGGGCAAGAAUGGUGAGAAUGGCAAAGAAGGUAAAUGCGGCAUCCACGGGAAAGAUGGCUGGGACAUGUCUUUUAUCGAUUGCGCAUUCUGGAUGAAAGGAAAAUAUUAUGGUAUUAAUGAGAACAGCAAACUCGAGUUGAGUUAUUAUGACAGCAAUGCUUCGGAUCGGAUAUAUGUUCCUUAUCGUGCCACGAAUUCUAAAAAUAAAUACGUACAAAUAUUAGAGACCAACAUCCCGCAACCUGCAAACAUGACGUUCACAGAGAAAGAUACUUCAACGCGCUCGGAGCACCAAACUCAAGCCGAGAGUAAGAGAAAUAUUUUGCAGAAUCAUAUCUUUAUGCAGCAUUCUCAACAUAUGAUCGGGACAAAUACUGGUUUGUAUCAAGAUUUCCAGAAAUACAGGUAUGCUGAGGAACAUGCUUCCGAGAUAACGAUGGAGAACAGAGAGCAGCAGAUAAAAGAAAUGUCGAAGGUAACAGUUACGCGUACAAAACCAUUUGCACAAGAAAAUGCAGGAGUACUCAACACAAUUUCUCCUAUCUGCAUCACUGAGCCUCAACAAAUAUGUGACAAGUCUCUGAUAAAUUUGUUAAAAGAUUUACAACAAGGUUUAUUAAAUGACUGGUGUGAAUUAAACAACAAGCAAUAUGGUUAUUUUGAUUUUUAUCAUUUGUUUAAACUUUAUGAACAGUUGAAAGAAGAACACGCACAAAAAGGGAAAGCAGACACGAAUGACAGUGCAUCUGAUAUUCAAAUGCAAUUGCACUUAAAAAAUAUUGAACAACUUCUAAUUGAAAAGUAUCGUUUAGCUGUUCUACAACAAAUCGCACAAAUAGCUGAACAUAAGUGCAUUGCUAAUAAUAAAUUUGAAUUAACACCAAAGAAUGCUAUAAAAUAUUUUCAAAAGAUCGAAAGUCAUCAGCAUGUUAACCUAAAUCUGCAUAAAGAGUUGGGCAAUUUGCAGCAGUACUUCUUCGAAGAUAACGAGAUGCAACGCAAGACGAUCUCAAAAUUUUGCGCUGUAGAAAACGUGAAUAAGUAUCACGACCUCUUCAAGUUUUCCAUUGCGUCUUUUGUAAUGGACGAAGGCAAAGAAGAGGAGGCGCACCCAAAUGUGAAGAAAUAUUACGAAGAAUACAGCAAGUUCGUCGGCGUGCAAGAGAUAAAACUUAAGAAGUUUUACAAAGAAUCGAAGCUCGAUGCAGGCUCUUGUUACAACGUGAUAUGUCAGCUCUUUCGAAGUUUAAAUAAUACGAAUGUGGAAAAUAGAUUGAAGGAGGAUGCGAAGAAGAACAAGCAAUUAAAAAAGCUUUACCAACGAUUUAGCAAGAUGUUCAAUGAACGUUUUAUCUGGGAGGAUUGUAUGAAAGAUCCGAAAAUACUCAAGGAAUACGUGCGACAUAUACAAUUACAUGGUCCGUUGUCACCGAGUUAUCGAGAACUGUUAGCGUAUAUAUUCAACAUUAAUAUUUGCAUGUACAUCACGGAUCGAAACAAUCAAAUCUGUUUGUUGGACGUACACAAUCCGCAAUCUACACAUGUUAUAUACCUCUUGUAUACAAAUAAGAACUACACUCUAUUGAAUGUCAAUCAGGAUUUUCUCCGACUGGACAUGGAGCGUAACGGCAGAGCUAAUUUGUACAUGAAAAUCAUAGCAGAAGUAGAGUCGAUAGAACAUAAAGCAAACCUCGAUGAGUAUAUAAAGGAAGAAUUAUUUCUCCUUGGAAGCAAAGAAGACAACAGUGAGAUCUCCACUACCGAAAUAAAAAUCGACGAGAAGGUGGAUAUGUAUGAUAUAAUACAAUAUUUUUCCUCCUCGGAAAAGAAACAGAAGCUACGAUUUAUGCUGGACAAGAUAUCAUCCAAAUAUAUUGGACAACGUGAGAUCAUUCACGCUAUAGCUAAGGUUUUCUCAUGCAACGGUAGACACAUUACUUACAACGAACUCUGUUGCCUGGUGAACGCAGUAUUGAAUUUCGUCAUUGAAGAUUGUUCUGGCCUAAAUGUGUUUAGCUGGAUAAUCAUGGCAUAUCCGCAGCAACAAUGGUUAAACGAAAUUAUACUGUUAAAGCUCGAAAAUCACUUUCAAACGUUGUUGAAUGAGAUGCACGAAUGGAGGCGGUACUUGAGAAAUAUUCACGAGAAGGAAACUCUGUUACUAUUAAGUUUCAAACUGGAACAAAACAAAUCGAACAAGGCCUUCUCGACGGAAUGUAUAGGAAAUAUUUUGUAUUUGCUGAGUAAUAUUUCAGAACGUGUGCCUGGACUACAUGCGCUGGAAUUAUCCGAUUGGCCGUAUGCGAUCAAGGAAAAAUACUGGACGACUAAACUGUCCAAGUUAACUAAAUGGGAAGACGAAGAUUUGCAGAGGGCCUCUUACUACCUGUUAUCUUUGGAGAACAGCGCUGGCACUUCCCUCGUGGACGCAUUUAUGGAUAUUCUUAUAAAAAAAUGGGUCACGUUGCUGUCGAAUGAGAGUUCUAGUGUAACAAGAGAGGCGUCGUCCAAUUUUCAAAAGGAUACCAGUUCGAUAAGUACUCAAAAUUUUCUCCAAAUUCUGUCGAGUUUUUACAACGGAGAGUGGAAUUUGUCUCAGGAUGUUCUCAUUACACUCAACGACUGCCAGAUCAACCAAUGGAUAAUCCUAAUGAAAGAGAUAUUCUCUUCUAACGAAGAUCGCACCGUGAACAAAUUGAUUGAUUUGAUCAGAGGCUACGGCAACACUUCCGAACGUGUUCUGAACGAUCUGAAUGGAAUCAGAGAUAUCAUUCAAGCUAUGAAGCAAAUAAAGGCGACGAGCGAGGAAGCGAUCAAAAAGGAGAUCGCAAGACACAAAUCCAAUAUAGAGAUUUCCAAGAAAGAGAGUGAUAAACUGCAGUAUGUACACAAUUACAUGGCUGAUUUGCUCAGUCUGAUAGAGAACGCCAUAUAUAUAAAGAAGAAUUUCAGACUUCGCGACACGCAAAAACUUGCCAUAUUGGCAUUAUUCACGAAUGAAUGUAGCACAUUGGUACAGGUAUCCACGGGGGAGGGUAAAUCGUUGAUUGUCGUGGCAUUGUCAAUCUUAAAGGUGCUUUGCGGUCAAAAAGUCGACAUCAUCACCAGCUCAUCGGUAUUGGCGAAACGGGACAGUAAGAUCAACAGCGAUAUUUAUGACCUGUUCUCCGUCAGCGUGUCGCACAAUUGCGACGAUGACGUCGAAAAUCGAAAAGAGGUGUACUCUUGGAAAGAUAUUAUUUACGGAGAGCUGUCCGGCUUCCAGCGCGACUAUCUGCUGGAUCAAUUCUAUGGUACGAAUAUUCUAGGCCGCCGUAGCUUCGAGAACGUCAUUAUAGACGAAAUGGAUAGUAUGCUGCUCGACAAGGGUAACAAUAUGCUGUACUUAUCACAUGACUUACCGUGUUUGGACAAGCUCGAGUCCGUUUACGUGUACAUCUGGCAGUUGAUUAAUAGCCCUUUCAGAAGCCAGGAGGAGUUUCAGCGUAUCGUUGACAAUAAAGCGAUCAGGCACAAGGUUUUGUGUAGCAUGUACGGCUCGUUGUCGAAGGAAGACAUUAAGAAGAUUGACGGACAUAUAAACAGCCAACAAGUAAAUACAAUAUGGGAACGUUUGAUCAAACAUAAUAUAAUCAAUAUUGAUGGUUAUUUACAAAAAGACAUCGUGAACGCAAAAGACAUCAUGGAAAUAUUGUCACCCGACUUCGAGCGCUACGAACGAUAUUUGAUCUAUCUGUUCGAGCAGAUUUCUAAGCGCAAGAGACACGUCGUUGUUCCUAAUUACUUGAAACCGUUUGUAGAUCUACACUUGGACGCCUGGAUCAAAAGUGCUAAGAAGGCGUUAUUAAUGCAGGAACGGCAAGACUACAUAUUGAAUGUUGACAGGAAAUGCAGCAGGCCGGAUCUUAAAACCAACAUCACUAUCAUCGACCGUGACACGGGUACAGAACAGACGAACUCUCAAUGGGAUGAAGCGUUGCAUCAGUUCUUGCAAUUGAAGCAUGGCUGCAGGCUGUCGACACAGAGUCUGAAGGCCGUGUUCGUAUCGAACGUGAGUUAUCUGAAGUUUUACAGUAAGCUUUAUGGCUUGACCGGCACGUUGGGGUCACAACGAGAGCGAGAUUUACUGCGACAUAUCUACCAGGUGGACUUCGUUACGGUGCCAACCACAAAGAUGAAGAAGUUCGAAGAGUACAAUCCGAUUAUCUGUUCCAGUCUAGAAGAAUGGCGUCAGCAGAUAUGCUCGGAGGCCGAUACUUAUACGAAAGCAGGCCGAUCAGUGCUUAUAAUUUGCGAGACAGUACAAGACGUAGAGUCUCUGUACAGAGUGCUAGGCGCCAAGAACAUGACGAACUUGCACACGUAUACGCGCGACUGUGAAUCCUUCGGCGUGGCCACUAAGCAUCUGUGUGAAAGUCAAAUCAUCAUUGCGACCAAUUUGGCCGGUCGUGGUACUGAUAUCAAGAUCACCGAGCAGUUAGACAAGGCGGGCGGUCUGCAUGUUUGUCUCACGUAUCUACCGAAUAACAAUCGAGUGGAGCAACAGGCCUUCGGCCGUGCAGCUCGGUAUGGUAACAAUGGUUCCGGUAGAUUGAUUAUUCUGGGCUUGCGGCAUACGCAAAGUAUUUUGCGGACGUCGCACCUGAAAAAAGAGCGGGAUUUUGAGGAGAUCCGUCGUAUCUCCGACAUCAAGCUACAUUAUGAGACGCAGAUAUGUGUAGAGGAGAAUGCUUUUCAUCAAUUCAAAGAGGUGUACCAGCAGCUGGAGAAAAAUUUGAAGGACGGUGUAUGUGAUGAAGUGAAGGAAGUACUGUUGCGCAGCUGCUUGAACGAGUGGGUUUUCUGGUUGGAUAAGAACAGCAAAUAUAUAAACGGCACAUUGGGCGAGCAGGACACGAAUAAAUAUAAAGCAUCCCUCAGCAAACUGAUCGAUCGCUUGCGGGCAUUGAAGUCGAAAGAGAGCAAAGACUGGGUGAAAUGGAUUCGCGAACCUUCCCAAAUCAUCAAGCUCGCCAAGUACUUUGCACGAAACAAGGAGCAGAACAUGGCGAUCGAGCUGUUCGAUCACGUUAUCAAAGAAGAGCCCAAUUUCUCGGAAAGCGCACAUUACUACAAGGCUUUUUCGUUGAUCAAAAAGAUUGACAAAAGGAAUCGGGGCGCUUUAAAAGAACUCAAAAAAGAAUUGCGAGAGGCGACAAAACUCUUCCAGAAGCAUCGCGAUUACGCGGUAUAUGUCAAACAUACUAUCGAUAUGUUAAAGCAGCGAAAUUUCGAAAUUAGGGAGAUCAACACGUUCGAAGAGCAACACGAGAACAUCAGCACCAUAUAUGAGAUUUUCUUGCAAUCUAUUGAUGAUGUGUUCGGUCAUAACGUGACGUCACAGAAUCUCGAGAAGUACGUUAUCAAGGAGGAGUUAGCCCAGACCUUGUACCUCGAUUUGAUUAAAAACGACAUUUUGAGGAGGCCAAGAGUAUCGAAGAAUAUUGAGGAAAGCAUCGUGAAAGAGAUUUGCGAGCGUCACGAAAUAAUUCCAAAGGAGUUGAGCGAUUUCCUUAUGAAGAAAUGCGGCUGUUCUAUAGAGCCAGAAGAAUUCGAGAAGGAUAUGAAGAAGUCGGUGAGAAUGCCCAGCAAGGAAAACUUCUGGAAGUUACUAAUGAAAGAGAAGAUCUUGAAGGAUGAAGUGAAAUACGUGAAAAUUAGUAUUUGGAAGCUACAGAACAUUGAUCCAUCUUUUUUUAAAUUGCUAGACAAUAUGAUCGAGCAGAAGAAACUGGAGAAGUCGAUUUUAAAAUGCAAUAAAGAACAACUGCUUCUCUCCCGCGGCUUCUUCUCUCAAUGGGAUAACCAGGACGAGGACAAAGAUAUCACGUUGGAGAAGAGGCUGUUCAAGAAACUUAUUAGUGACGAGAAAUAUAAAAUAUUGAAACGCAGGAAGGUAUUCGAGUACAGCAAAAAGGCGACUUACGAUGCGGGGCAAGUGGUGAAUGUGAUAUUUCCGUACUUCGACUCGAUCACCGUGGAGGAUUUGACCGAACGAGAUAUCUCGGAGGAAGAUGCGAAACGAAUUCUAACCGAUCUGGUCAAGCAAAAGGUCUUAUCGGCCGGAGAUAAGGGCCUUUACCGACUGGUCGUACCUUAUGAUCAGAUCUGGGACCUUCAACUACCUUCCUGCCCCAUCUACGAAAACUUUGUGAAACUGCUGUUGUACACCUGUUUCAGUUACAGAAUAGCGUUGCAGAAAUUGAUAAAAGCUUUUCAGAACGAAGUGGUAUUCGGAGACCUGUGUUUAAUGUCUAACCCGCAUCAAUCGGUAAUCGAUUCGUUGAUGAAACAAAAAAUCAUCAAACAUGCCAAGCUAUCCAGCAAUAAUUAUAGUCUGGAGAGCAAAUUGCGGAACAUGUACGAGCGCAUGAUACGUGGGAAGGAUGCUUUCAUGCAAAUACUCUAUAAAAACAAUCUCGUAUCGCGGACAAAGAAAGAUGAAGAAUUAUUUAAUUACAUCAUUCGGAAAAAAUGGAUCGACGUGAUGGAGUCGAUAGAGGAAAACAUAAUUAAAAGUUUCAAAGGCCAAGAUCCUAUAGGAAAUACGAGCAAAUCGCUGAAGACAGAAAUGCCCACAGGAGUGUGGCACCCCAAGACAUCGUCAAUCUUAAUAUGCACUUAUUAUAGUUUAACAGAAGGGGAGCGAGAGAAAAUCUUAGUGUUCGUCGAUGGUGGCACUCUGAGAUGUACAUGCAAAUCGGCGAAUUACGAGGGACCGACAGAAACUAUUAAGAUCAUUAUAGACGCUCACAAUUAUUUCGGAAAGAAGGCCACGAUAAAGAAUAUCGUCAAAACCUUAGAAGCUUUGAAAAAUACAUUCAAGACCUUGGAUGUGCCAGACUGCAGGAUGAUGUCGCUGUUAAAGCACAUCGAAAUAAGUGGAUCUUUCGGUAGUAACGAUUACCCAAACGAGGAGCUACAGAUCUUCGCGAUGAACGGUCUGGAUGAUCUUUUGAUACUUCAGGAGCAACGGUGGAGUUGGAACAUGAUAUUUAAGGCCGCUGCAGUCGUCGUGUUCGGCAUAAUGCAAAUCAUACUUGCUAUCGUGAUACAUAUCUUUUCGGCCGGCACUAUGACGUGUAUGAUCGGCGCCUUGGUAUCCGAGGGUGUGAAUGAUAUCUUCUUCGCAAUCUCAGCUUUUAGGAGCGGCUAUUUCAGCUGGAAAAGCUAUAUGCAUCAUAAGAUAAUAAGUCUGGCGAUUACUGGUUUGAAGUUCAGCUUUCGAGCGAUGCUCCCGUCGGCAAACGAAACCUUGUCCUACGCAAACAGCAUAGUCGAAUCCAACAUCUCGUCAGCCGAUAUAGAGAUGACUACGACGUUGGAUAAGCAGGUAUCCAACGAAGUGACGCGCCAAGGGACUCGUUUGCUAAAGAACGAAUUCACGAAGCGCGUCGCGAUGAGUACCGUGGAAGGCGUCGCGUUUAGUCCAAAAGACGCGAGUGUCGAUUGGAUCGUAAGUAAGUAUGUACAGAACCUGUGCCGGGAUAUCGGUUCCUUCAUGAUGAAGGAAAUCGACAAAGCCGUGGAAGAGCACAUCAUAUCAAGUACUUUGAAAACGGCGUAUCGAACGUUAGGUCAACAGAAUGCGGAAGCGAUGAUAGAAGACAUCACCUAUGAUGAUUUCGCAAGCAGUUCGACCUUUGAAUUGUUACCUAUAUGCAUCAAGCUGAGAUACGCUGUAAUGAAUGUCGUCGAGAAAUUCCAGUCCGUUUAUUCAGCAUUUAUUGUCUCAUUUAACGCAAAGGCGCUCCUGAAACUAAUGGAGGAAAUUGAUCCGGCGCGCACGAUCUUGCAAAAGACGACUGUUUUCUACGAUUUGAGGAAAAUCACAAACAAUAUGCUGGACGAGUUGAACGAGCGUGUGCAAACGAAGAUUAGCGAGUUGCGUGAGAUGAACACGUGUAUCCGACAAGACCAACAGAACUCAGCAGACGAUUAUGACAGAGACAUGGACGAAUUCCAGAACUAUAUCAAAACAAAGUGGAACAUGUCAUUAUGUGCGCGAGCCGGCCAGGUGAUCAACAAAGAGAUCAUCAAUCCCGUCAUGCAUACUGUCGCGAAGAUGGUACUAAGCUAUGCUGGCAGCCAGAUGUAUGGCAGCGGUUAUAAGGAGCGUAUAUAUUUCGAUGAAUUCCAGCAAUACAAGCAGGAAUACGAGAAGGAGAAGACAGGAAGAGGAAAAGGAGGAGACGAGGAGAUGCAGGAACUCAAAGACAUGCCCAAAGAGGAGAGCAAACAGGUCGAGAAGCAAUAUCACAGCAAUCUGCGAAACUUGCUGAUGAAGACCCACAAUCCCAAGCUGUUCGCGGAUAUUGUGCGCGAGAACGUGCCAAUAAAUACGACCUGCGUCGCCGCAUGUCUCCCGGUUAUCCAGCACAUGCUGGAGCAUCACGGGUUCAAUGUCGAAGGACUGACCCUUGUUGUGGAUGAGGCAUCCGGCCUGUCGGAGAGAAUCUCGACCAUGUCGGACGGUGAACAGGACAUAGUAAUUAGGAUGUUCUUGAAGGACGGCCACUUACAGGUUAGUCGGGAUGACAAUGCGAACAGUGACGCGAGUCACGGCUCCAAGAAUUGCCUAUAUGAGACGCUCUGCCAGUACAUACCUGACCUAGAUAGCAUGUCAGCGGAGACGUUCAGGAAAAAGUUAGCGAAGCGGAUUGAAAACAGCCCCGGUAUACGAUAUCGCUUGUUGUACGGAAGGCAUCAGUACAGAAUAGGAGUUGGACUGAUCGGUGGUAAGAAAACCAGAAGCCGAAGCAGCACAAGAGAGAGAUCCAUGGCGAAAGACAAAGAAGACAUGAAAGAUUGGACACAGAAUAAUAAGUACGACGUGGACCUCACUGUAAAUAAAAUAUUGAGCAACAAGGAGUUACAGGAACAACGUACGAAAGCUCUGAAUGCAGCAUUUCAAAAAUGCUGCGACUUUGUUGGAAAAUACAAGGAUGAGAAUAGGAGACCUAUUAAUCUUAGACUAGAGUAUUUCAAACCCAUUCUAUAUGACAUAAUAUAUGUUGAUGCCCCGUACGCGGGUGAGAUAGGUUUCUUCCCGGUUCAAAUGGAAGCCAAGUUGCAAGUGCUCGUACCCGGGACGGAGAAACAAAUGGAAACAAUCAAGUUGGAAAUUAAUAUCAACAAUCCUUGUAUUAGCGUAGUAAAGCAUGGACCGAAGGUUCCUUAUGUCGGUUAUAGUGUAACUGGAUGUGGCGAUUUACCAUUGAAAGUACGUGGACAUAUAUUGAUAAAUAGAAAGGGCAACGACUUUCUUCCGCAUCGAAACAGUAGUAAUAUUAAUGUGGGAAGUCUACAUGCUGGAAAAGCGAUCCCCGAUGAUCAGCAAGUUUCCAUUUUGAAGAUGUUCGCGGAACCGUCAGACUAUGGGAAGCUUCUCGCGCGAUACGAUAGUCAAAAUUCCGAUCAUUUUAACAUGAGAGGCAAAAACUUCGGCACAUUUUAUUAAGCGCCUUGAUUUACUUAUUCAUAGAAAAAGGAACUGCCUGAAUUGGAAAUUAUUUAAAUGAAGCUAAAAGAUAUCAUGUUGAAGUAUUUGCCAGGCGGAGCAGAAAAUCAUGAUGACGUAAAAAUGACGGCAAAGUAACGAAAAGUGAAAAAAACUCAUUUUUUCAUCAUGAUUCGAUCCUUUUUUCGUUAUUGUAAUGUUAUUAUAAUUUUCCGUUCUACUUAGGUUAUUAUUUCUUAUCGACAUUCCUGACUUUGAUAUGUAUUAACCCAUUAAGGGCCAUUGCUACUAUAGCCAUGAUAUCGUAAUACUUGAUGUUGGUAAAGUAUCGUAACCAAAAACAAAAAUUCCUAUAUUUUUUCUUUUUUCAUUUACAUUGCUUUAAACCCUUUUUUAUAAACAAAUUGUGUAAAAAAUCGUGAUUUUGCAAAAUAAAUAAUGGCAAUUGAUUCUACUAAAAAAAGAAUAAACUUCUGUUCUUGAAUAUUUUUUCAUCCGAUCCUUAUUUUCUUUAUUGCCUUAUUGCAAAAUGGUCAUAAACAAAUUACAGCGGCUUCGGGCCAUGCGUCUGUGAAUAAUGAUAAUACAUAACUUGAUAUCAGGAAAGUGUCGUAACCAAAAACAAAAAUAAUCGUAUUUUUUCUUUUUCAAUUUACAAUGCUUUAAACCCUUUUUUAUAAACAAAUUAUAUACAAAAUCGAGACUUUGCAAAUUCGGGAUACUUUCUUUUGCGAGUCCCCUCGCCUCUCGCAAAUCAGGAUGAUCGAUUCAACAAUCAGCGCUAGAGUGUUGCUUUGCAUAUGUCUUGCAUAAUGUUACUUUACAUUGCACACAAAUUUUGUCGUAUGUUUUUGUGCAUUUUUGUUCUUUAUUGUCUGUAAAUUGAUGUUUUUGCCUUUUCCCUAUUUUUAUCGUAUGUAGCUCAGUUGAUAGAUUAAAUUGCUGCAUGAUUCGUUUUGGCAAAGUUCGAACUUUGUUAACGUUUUUAAGAUAGUAUUCACAGACUUCUAUUGCUACAUCUUUCGUUCCUUUUUUAUCUUCCGUAUGCAUGUAAUUAUACAAAACUGUUGCGUUUGUUAAAGAAGCUUGUAUUAUUCUCAUGAAUAGACACCAUGUCCAUUUUUUGGAUUGAAUAUAUGAUAGCAAAACAUUAGCAUGUUGAUCGUGUUGAUCUACACCACUCAUAUGCUGAUUGUAUUUAGAAAAUGCAUGAGGAAAUUGUAUUUCUUGUUCACCACAAUCUUGUAUCGAUUCAUCGUUACUUUAGGAUAUAUACCGUAGUUGGUUGACAAAAUCGAAACAGGCUUAGAAUCCAUUAUUGUGAUAUAAUUGACCUUGAAAUUCGUAUCGUAAAAAGUAACACAUAUUCCUCUGGAAGCAUAUUUAGGCAUGUUGACGAUAACUUUUACACGAUUUUGUCUAACUCACGUUGUCAAGAACAGAAGUUUAUUCUUUUUUUUAGUAGAAUUGA